Scaptodrosophila lebanonensis is the source of this 945-nucleotide messenger RNA. Its product is annotated as G-protein coupled receptor Mth-like. The transcript has 3 exons. The coding region runs from base 1 to 945 and encodes 314 amino acids. Gene Ontology annotation, molecular function: G protein-coupled receptor activity. Lineage: Eukaryota; Metazoa; Arthropoda; Insecta; Diptera; Drosophilidae. The record is from RefSeq and is a predicted model, not a curated record.
AUGACACUGAGAACGACAAUACUCGUCUUUUAUAUAGUCAGCUAUUUGAAUGCCGAGAUAAAUGCCCAUAAUUCAUCCAGGUGUGAUUUUUUUGAUUCCGUUGAUCUGACGAAUGCCCGGAAACUUGAAAAUGGUUCCUAUGUGUUUCAAGACAUUCUGAUUCCAGCAGAGUUAACGUUCACGCACGUGGAAGAUCAGACUAGUAUACGGGGAUGUGUUUGUGAAAUCAAGCCAUGCAUCAACUUUUGCAGCCCUGCAGUAGGCCCCCAGGAGUCCCUCAGCUGGGUUGUGAAAAUGAAGGAUGGGACUGUUGUCAAUAAACGCCUUGAAGACGUGUUUGCCUUACAACGGGGCAGUACCAUACCAUGCGAUGAAUAUAAUUCGCUAAAUAUUGUACGCUGGGAAUUGCUUGAGAAACUCUUUGAUAGGUGCUGCGUAUGCUAUUUGGCUUGCCUUACAGUAGGUUUCAUAUUUUUGAGCGUCGACAAAUGGGAAAUAGCUUCACAGGAGAGCAAGGUUCGCAGAGCCAAUGGUUGGUCUGCAGUAAUAUAUUAUUAUGGACCGAUGACGCUUAUAAUAGUCUGCAACAUAGCAAUGUUCGUAUUAACGGCUGUGGAACUUCUUCGGCAGGAGAAAUUUAUUAGAAACAGUUUGGGGACUCAGCUUCAACGAGCUUUGAAAACCAAAAGAAAGACGUAUGUCAUCUGGAAGAAUCACCAGACUUAUUUUAUUUUUUUACUUAUCGUCUUCAAUUUCAGUCUCUGUACGUUUUCGAAACUGUUUGUGUUGAUGGGUGUGACUUGGCACUUGGAAAUCCUUUCUUAUCUAUGUAAGACAAAUUCUAUAACAAUUAUUGGAGACCUCAUUAACUCGGCACAAGGGUUGUAUAUAUUCGUGGUGCUAGUUUUGAAUAAGACAGUAUUAAAGCAUCUUCGUAAACGGUAA